Oryza sativa Japonica Group (Japanese rice) is the source of this 781-nucleotide messenger RNA. The record is from RefSeq and is a predicted model, not a curated record. Lineage: Eukaryota; Viridiplantae; Streptophyta; Magnoliopsida; Poales; Poaceae.
GCGUGGACCGCGCAGAUGAUUCCGAUCGCUCGCGUCAGAGGAGUCAACAGCGCCGUUUCGUCGUCGUCGGCUUUAAAUACCCCCGCGCCACCACCACCGCUUCCUCCUCCACGCCAUUACUGCUCCUCAAACGAGACCAAGAAAUCAAUCGUUCCAGCGAAGAAGAAGAAGAAGAAGGAGGAAUCCAUGGCGGCGAGGACGGUGGCGGUGGCGGCGGCGCUCGCCGUGCUGCUGAUUUUCGCCGCCUCGUCGGCGACCGUGGCCAUGGCCGGCCGGCCAACGCCUACGACGUCUCUCGACGAGGAAGCGGCUCAGGCGGCGGCGCAGUCGGAGAUCGGCGGCGGGUGCAAGGAAGGGGAAGGGGAGGAGGAGUGCCUCGCGAGGAGGACGCUGACGGCGCACACCGAUUACAUCUACACCCAGCAGCAUCACAACUAAUUAAUCUUAUCGAUCAAUCAAUAAUCAAUCAAUCAAUCAGUCGCUUCCUCUUCGAUCUACCAAUACUAGUAUUGGUAUAUAAUUAAAACUGCAAAUCCGUCAUGCAUGCAUGGUAUGCCCAUCGAUCCAUCCAUGAUUAUCUCUAGUUAGAUGUAGUAACAAACUGCAUGCGCGUGUUGUGCUCAUCAGUGUUAAUUUUGGCCGCCCCCCUGUUGAUAAACAGUUCUUGAUCGAUGAGAGCUAGCUUUCGUUUUGUUUUGAUUUGUUGGUUGGUUGGUUGAUUUGAGAGUUGAGACAGAUCGAUCUCUGCUUGAAUGGUACCUGUCCCAAUUUCAGACUUUCA